This is a messenger RNA of Leptopilina heterotoma, 1719 nucleotides long. Its product is annotated as piggyBac transposable element-derived protein 4-like. Lineage: Eukaryota; Metazoa; Arthropoda; Insecta; Hymenoptera; Figitidae. The record is from RefSeq and is a predicted model, not a curated record. The transcript has a single exon. The coding region runs from base 1 to 1719 and encodes 572 amino acids.
AUGUCAAGAGGGUGGAAAAAACGAAAAAUUUCUGAUUCAGAUUCAGAGGUAGAUAUUAGCAGUAGCGACGAGAGCGAUGAUUUCUUGGUAAGUGAAUCGGGUUCUGAAGAUGAAACUAUAAAUAAUGGUAAUGAUCUUGAAGAUGAAUCAUGUGAAGAAUCUGAAGUACCUUUAAGUACACGUCAGUCAAACUUAAGAUCAGAUUUUAAAUGGACUGAUCAAAAUGUAUUUAAUCCUGUCAUAUAUCAUUUCAAAGACGACAAUCAUGGAGUACAGCCAUCUUCAGGAUUAACCUCUAGAAAUUCUCCGGUUGAAAUUUUCAAAACAAUUUGGGACGAAAAUCUGGUAGAUAUAAUUUGCGCACAGACAAACACUUUCGCAGAGAGUAAAAAAAAUAACCUUAUGGAGCAAGGGAAAUUGAAGAAAAACUCUCGUAUAUUAAAAUUUUCUCCUGUAGAAAUUGACGAAAUGUAUGCCUUUCAUGCCCUUGUAAUUUUGAUGGGUAUAAUUAAAAAACCAGAACUUUCGAUGUACUGGACAACGGCUCCUACUCUACAGACUCCAGCUUUUAAAAAUUGCAUGACAUAUGAUAGAUUCCGAUUAAUUUUAAGUAUGUUGCAUUUUCAAUCCGAUUUCGAUGAUGAUAAUGAUGCUUUGGUCAAAAUUCGUCCUGUUUUAGAGUACUUGCUGGAAAGAUUUCAGGCUACUUACCGCCCAGGAGAAAAUAUUGCUAUAGAUGAAUCCUUAUUGCUAUGGAAAGGUCGACUGAGUUUCAAGCAAUUUAAUAGAAACAAACGAGCCAGAUUCGGAAUUAAAUUGUACCAAACGUGUGAGUCAAAAACUGGGUAUUCCUAUAAUAUAAAAGUGUAUAUUGGAAAAAGAGGAAACGAGUCUUAUAUUGAUAAACGUAUUGGAAUUUCUGGACAAGUAGUGAAAGACAUGCUCUUAGAUCUUGGUGGGCAAGGACGUACGUUGUAUAUUGACAAUUGGUACUCUUCGCCUUCUUUAUUUUACCAACUGCUCAAUGAAAAAACUAAUGUCUGUGAGACGGUGAGAUUGAAUAGGAGAUACUUACCAAAGUUCAACACGAAAUGUAUCAAAAAGGGAGAUAUGAAAGUAUUUCAUACUCCAAAACUCUGUCUAAUGGCUUGGCAUGAUAAAAAAAUUGUGUCUAUGCUAACUACAAAACAUGCUCCAGAAUUGAUAGAUACAGGGAAAAAAAAUCCAAGAACUGGAGAAUCAGUAAUGAAACCCAACAUUGUUAUGGCAUAUAACAGCUACAUGGGUGGAGUUGACUUAUUAGAUCAGAGUACUUCAGCUUAUCCUACUACCCGAAAAACCAUAAAAUGGUACCAUAAAGUCUAUUUCUAUUUGCUAAAUGUCGCAAUGUACAAUUCUUAUGUCAUUUUCAAAGCUCUUCAUUCCGACACUAAAGUGACCUUUUUAAAUUUUAAAAUUCUUAUAGUAGAAGACCUGCUAAAAGUACAUCGUAAAUCACAAAACAUUUCACGAAAACAAGUACCAGUUUUGCAAAAGAAACUGACAAAUUUUGAUAAUCAUUUUCCAAUCAGUAAAGGUAGCUACAAAAAUGCCAGACAAAAAUUUCGACCAUGCAUCGUGUGUCGGCAGAAGAAAAUUAGAAAAGAAACAGCUAUCAUUUGCAAAAAAUGCAAUGUGCCUCUGUGUGCUUUUCCUUGCUUCAAAGAGUACCAUACGUAG